Molecule: messenger RNA, 1208 nt
Organism: Ochotona curzoniae (black-lipped pika)
Lineage: Eukaryota; Metazoa; Chordata; Mammalia; Lagomorpha; Ochotonidae
Product: interferon alpha/beta receptor 2-like
Exons: 8
Coding region: 244-1023 (259 amino acids)
Molecular function (GO): protein binding; interleukin-22 receptor activity
Source: RefSeq, a predicted model, not a curated record
GCCAUCUCUACCCCGGAGUUCCCUGGUGGCUCGCGGAGCGCCCUCUGACGCCUGCCUGUUCCGCUGCCCAAGGGGCCGCCAGGAGCUCGCAUCCCGGCGGCGGGAAGCUCACUGGGGGCGCCUGGCUGCGAACCCAAGGCCCCGACUCUGGGUGGAGGGCUGGAGGCCGGCAUCUCUGACAGGAGUCGUGGUGCUCAAAGCCAAGGUGAGAACGAAGCAGAGUUUAAAAAAUAACCAAGAAAGAUGCUUUUGAAGCUGAGUGUUGCAGCCAUCCAGUCCCUUCAUUUUGGUGCUUUGGUGUACAUCAGCCUGAUGUUUGGGAUUUCAUGUGCUUGGCCUGAGAAACCCUGUGUUUUUAAAAUGAAAUUACAGAAUCUACGGCCAGUUUUAUCAUGGGAAUUCAAAAAUGAUUCCAUUGUACCAGCUUACUACAAUUUGCAGUACACAAUCAUGAGUAAACCAGAACCUAUGAAAACUAUUGAAAGCUGUACAAACAUCACAAGCACAUUUUGUGACCUGACAGAGGCAUGGGAAGACUUUUAUGAGAACUACUUCAUCCUAGUGGAAGGAUUCCAAGGGGCUGCAUCGUUGGUGAACUGUUCGGCCGUUUUCACGUCUGUGGACUUAUAUAUUGAGCCACCAGAGUUUGAAAUUACUGACUUCACAGACCACAUUAAUGUUACAGUAAAAUUUCCAUCCAACCUCCCCAAGGUACUGAGGAACAAUUCAGAAGAUUACUUACAGCUCAUCAUCAGUGAGGAGACUGGAGGGAUGGUUAAGACGCAUAAACCUGGGAUACCAAAAAACAUCAGUGGAAAUAUCAGCUAUGUCAUUGAGAAGUUGAUUCCAAAAAGCAACUAUUGUGUGUCUGUCUAUUUUGAGCCUACACUUCAGACUAAUGUAGUUAAACCUCCUCCAAAAUGCACCCUCCUUCCACCUGACCAGGAACCAGGCCCCAGACAGCCGGAGCCCGGUCUACCAUCACAGCAUUUUCAAAAGAACCCGCCAGCCUCCCAUCACUGACCUAUCCAAGGAAGGCCACGGACACUGUGGACCAGCCAGAGACGUGCACGAGAACUGAUCACACCCCUCCUCGCCCCCAGCUUUACUCUGCAAGACUACCAGCCUUAAUCCACCCCUCUCCCCUGUGCAAGUGAACAGUAGCUGCCUCUGUGCUUUGCAAAAUAAACACCUGCUUUGUUCAGCCA